This is a messenger RNA of Truncatella angustata, 1495 nucleotides long. Its product is annotated as S-adenosylmethionine-dependent methyltransferase-like protein. NCBI's taxonomy places the organism in Eukaryota, Fungi, Ascomycota, Sordariomycetes, Amphisphaeriales, Sporocadaceae. The record is from RefSeq and is a predicted model, not a curated record. Bases 279 to 1310 code for a protein of 343 amino acids. The transcript is spliced from 2 exons.
GGGGGUUUGAGGUCUCAUCACUUGGCAGCGGAUAAGUGCCAUGUUGAGCGCCUACCAAAGGCGAAAAAUAAUUCUAACCUUAGAUCACGUUCUUUCCUGGAACGAGUUCACUGCCUAUAGUGUUUCACCAAUAUGCCGUAGUAGAAUUAGUCUUGCCCCCUUUCAUCAUGCAUACCUUUCUUUUCUGACGGUCCACGAUCACUUCUGCCUCUUCCCCCCUUAUCCCUUUCUCCUUCUUUUCACGCCCUAGCUAAAGUUUAGCCUCAUAGACCCACACAAUGGACCAGCCCAAGUCAUAUGUCUCUCCCUUGGACUUCCCUCAGGUCUGGCAGAAGCCGUCCUCUGAGGCGAUCAUUGCUUGUCUCAAAAGGCUGCACGUCGAACCACCAAUCUGGAAUCCUAGCACGUCACAGCGAGUCAUCUUAGAGGACCACGAGAAUAGUGCUCGUUUUCGCAAGGAAGUGGCUGCGUAUCUAGCAAGCUUCAUCAAGAGCGACCUGAGGUGGAUCAGCGCCGAUGAGGAGAAGGAGGCCAUCUGGGAUGAAGCGAGCAGGCGUCUAUCUGAGCGGUGUGGGAGAGCUGGCAUGGGUGAGAUCACUCGCAGGUGGCCCUUCGCAAGUGAAGCAUAUCCUGCCUUUGAGCUUAUCGUUCGAGAGCCCCCAAUCACCGGUGAUGCGCUCGGGCUCAAGACAUGGGGAUCGUCGUACUUUCUUGCACGAUUGCUGGACAAGAUCGCCGAGCAAUCCCUCUCUCAUCUACUGAUUGAACACAAUUCGCUACCAGACGUGUUAGAACUGGGCUCAGGAACGGGUCUCUGUGGCAUGGCCGCGGCUGCCAUCUGGAAAACGCGCGUAGCUCUGAGCGAUCUGCCUAACAUCGUGCCCAAUUUAUCCCACAAUAUUGAGAAAAAUAGUGAAGUGAUUGAGGCACUUGGCGGACAGGUCGAGGCGGGCGAUUUGACUUGGGGUGGACACCUCGAAGAUAAUGACGAUAUGUUCACUAAAAAGAACCAAUUCAAGAUCAUAUUGAUUGCAGAUCCUAUCUACGACGACAAUCAUCCAGCACUCCUCGCCUCAGCCGUGCAUGACCACUUGGCGCAGACUGAGGAUGCCAGAGUCGUCGCCAUGGUUCCUAUGAGGGAUGACACGACGCGGAGGCUGCUGGCCAAGUUCAGAGAUUUCUUGGCAGAUGGCAAAAGGCCUCUAGCAUGCCUCGAGGAGCACAGACUAAUGGGCCAGGAUGACUGGGGUGAAGACGAGGAGCCACCGCAGAUCGAGUGCUGGUGGGGUGUUUUUGGAAGCAACAAUUGACGGAACUUCAGGUUGAUACGCUAUGAACGAUGAUAUGAUGUAGACCAUUUAGAAACUUCUGUCAUGUUUGGCCUGAUAGAGGGCAACGAUAGAGGCACGGCUAGAGCUUAGACGAACAACGCCAUUCCAGGCAACAGCAGGCCGAACAAAGUUGACUUACAGAAAAGAAUAGAGCUGUACAGUGC